Gorilla gorilla gorilla (western lowland gorilla) is the source of this 2045-nucleotide messenger RNA. It is a transcript of the gene CXCR3, whose product is annotated as C-X-C motif chemokine receptor 3. The transcript has 3 exons. Gene Ontology annotation, biological process: G protein-coupled receptor signaling pathway; positive regulation of cytosolic calcium ion concentration; calcium-mediated signaling. Gene Ontology annotation, cellular component: external side of plasma membrane; membrane. Lineage: Eukaryota; Metazoa; Chordata; Mammalia; Primates; Hominidae. Gene Ontology annotation, molecular function: C-X-C chemokine receptor activity; C-C chemokine binding; C-C chemokine receptor activity. The record is from RefSeq and is a predicted model, not a curated record. The coding region runs from base 324 to 1430 and encodes 368 amino acids.
UGUCCCACCUCCUGGGCUCCCAAGGCCCCAGCCCACGGCCCCCAGCACUUAAAAUGGACUUGCCUCCCAGGAGGGCUCAGAGCUGCAGGACAUGGGCAGAGGAAGAGGCAGUUCCCAGGCCCCAGGUCUCCCUGUGACUUCAGCUCUCUUUCAAGGGAAAUUCAGGGCCAGGAGAAGGAAGUCCAGGGUCCCGGCACUGUCUGGAGCAGAUACACACCCCUGCCCAGGGCUUGGACUCUUCUUGAUUUCAGGUUUCCAACCACAAGCACCAAAGCAGAGGGGCAGGCAGCACACCACCCAGCAGCCAGAGCACCAGCCCAGCCAUGGUCCUUGAGGUGAGUGACCACCAAGUGCUAAAUGACGCCGAGGUUGCCGCCCUCCUGGAGAACUUCAGCUCUUCCUAUGACUAUGGAGAAAACGAGAGUGACUCGUGCUGUACCUCCCCGCCCUGCCCACAGGACUUCAGCCUGAACUUCGACCGGGCCUUCCUGCCAGCCCUCUACAGCCUCCUCUUUCUGCUGGGGCUGCUGGGCAACGGCGCCGUGGCAGCCGUGCUGCUGAGCCGGCGGACAGCCCUGAGCAGCACCGACACCUUCCUGCUCCACCUAGCUGUAGCAGACACGCUGCUGGUGCUGACACUCCCGCUCUGGGCAGUGGACGCUGCCGUCCAGUGGGUCUUUGGCUCUGGCCUCUGCAAAGUGGCAGGUGCCCUCUUCAACAUCAACUUCUACGCAGGAGCCCUCCUGCUGGCCUGCAUCAGUUUUGACCGCUACCUGAACAUAGUUCAUGCCACCCAGCUCUACCGCCGGGGGCCCCCGGCCCGCGUGACCCUCACCUGCCUGGCUGUCUGGGGGCUCUGCCUGCUUUUCGCCCUCCCAGACUUCAUCUUCCUGUCGGCCCACCACGACGAGCGCCUCAACGCCACCCACUGCCAAUACAACUUCCCACAGGUGGGCCGCACGGCUCUGCGGGUGCUGCAGCUGGUGGCUGGCUUUCUGCUGCCCCUGCUGGUCAUGGCCUACUGCUAUGCCCACAUCCUGGCCGUGCUGCUGGUCUCCAGGGGCCAGCGGCGCCUGCGGGCCAUGCGGCUGGUGGUGGUGGUCGUGGUGGCCUUUGCCCUCUGCUGGACCCCCUAUCACCUGGUGGUGCUGGUGGACAUCCUCAUGGACCUGGGCGCUUUGGCCCGCAACUGUGGCCGAGAAAGCAGGGUAGACGUGGCCAAGUCGGUCACCUCAGGCCUGGGCUACAUGCACUGCUGCCUCAACCCGCUGCUCUAUGCCUUUGUAGGGGUCAAGUUCCGGGAGCGGAUGUGGAUGCUGCUCUUGCGCCUGGGCUGCCCCAACCAGAGAGGGCUCCAGAGGCAGCCAUCGUCUUCCCGCCGGGAUUCAUCCUGGUCUGAGACCUCAGAGGCCUCCUACUCGGGCUUGUGAGGCCGGAAUCCGGGCUCCCCUUUCGCCCACAGUCUGACUUCCCCGCAUUCCAGGCUCCUCCCUCCCUCUGCCGGCUCUGGCUCUGCCCCAUAUCCUCGCUCCCGUGACUCACUGGCAGCCCCAGCACCACCAGGUCUCCCAGGAAGCCACCCUCCCAGCUCUGAGGACUGCACCAUUGCUGCUCCUUAUCUGCCAAGCCCCAUCCUGCCGCCCGAGGUGGCUGCCUGGAGCCCCACUGCCCUUCUCAUUUGGAAACUAAAACUUCACCUUCCCCAAGUGCGGGGAGUACAAGGCAUGGCGUAGAGGGUGCUGCCCCAUGAAGCCACAGCCCAGGCCUCCAGCUCAGCAGUGACUGUGGCCAUGGUCCCCAAGACCUCUGUAUUUGCUCUUUUAUUUUUAUGUCUAAAAUCCUGCUUAAAACUUUUCAAUAAACAAGAUCGUCAGGACCAGGGCAUGUUCAUGCAUCAUUACAGUCAGCCCAGCCCACCUGGGCUCCAGGGGCACUUCCUGGUUCUACCUGCCUGGCCCUGGGUCUGUGCCAGCCCAUCCUGCCUUCAUCAAUGUCUGUCUGCAGCUUUGUCUCUGCCCUCGUGGGCACUCCUGUUCUACUCACAG